This is a messenger RNA of Medicago truncatula (barrel medic), 2812 nucleotides long. RefSeq lists its product as uncharacterized. The record is from RefSeq and is a predicted model, not a curated record. Gene Ontology annotation, cellular component: cytoplasm. The coding region runs from base 559 to 2562 and encodes 667 amino acids. Lineage: Eukaryota; Viridiplantae; Streptophyta; Magnoliopsida; Fabales; Fabaceae. The transcript is spliced from 5 exons. Gene Ontology annotation, molecular function: protein binding.
GUUGUACGCUGUUGUGGUUGUUGAGAUUGCGUAGCAUUGCAGGGCAGACAGACAGGCAUCAAACUAGAGGCUGCAGCUGCUUCUCUAUAAUACAACACUUUCUCUUUCUUUCUUUCAUUCCAUCAUCAAAUCUCUUAUCUUUUCCCUUCUACUUUUUCUUUCUGUUGGUGUCUUUUUAUGCGGAUUUGCCUCGGGAUUCUCCUAGUUGAAAAAGAAUUUAUUUCACUCUGGCCGCUAUAACACAAUCAAACUAUUCUCGCACCUCUAAAAAGGUGUGGGGUGAUGAAGGAGGAGUGAUUUCCCUCUUCGUUUUACGUAGAACAAAGGCAUCAGACAUAUGGAGAUUGUGCCGUGUUUCAGUUGGAUUGUCCGUUGAUUAUGGCUAAGAGUGGCUUUUGAUUUGUCCCCAGAAGCACUCUCGCAACAAUAGUAGCAAAUAUACGGUAUUUGGUUCGGCUUCUGGAAAAUUGAUGAACAGCAUAGAUUAUUGUUGGUAGUGGUUUUUCUGCGUCAAAGGAAGUUUUAUGUUUAAAUGUAGCUCUCAACAUCGUUGCAGCGAUGUUUAAAUUUUCUUGUUUCUAUAUUAAAUCCCAAGGCAACAAGACAAAGAAAUUAGCUCAACCUUCAACUGAAGCAAUGGCAAAAGCUUUGCGAGAUAGUUCCAAAAAUCCAGUCGGUAAAGAUUCGCCUAUCCCUACAGGCUUAAAUUCAUCAGUUUCAAAACAGCAACCACGUAAACUAAUGAAUGUCUCUGAGAAUGAUAUUCUCGACCAGGUUUCAGUUGAGCACAUUGGUAGAUUAGAGGAUUUCAAUAGUAAGUUUUGCAUUGAAUUCGACAAAAAAGUUCGCCAAACUGGGCGUAUGAGGAAAAGUCAGUCGGAAAGUGUGCUUUUUCAAGGCAUAACCGAGGGUGAUCAAGAUCUGGGGUUUUCCAAAAGCCGCUACGACUCACCAAAUUCAAAUGGCAGCUCUAAUGAUCAAUCCAAAACGAUUUCCAGCUUUGGGUUUCAAGUCAUCCCUAGCUGUGACAAUCAAGGCUCACUUUUUUCAAUAGGAGAUCGGACACCUUCCGAUAAAGAUGCUCGUGAAAAUUCUGAUACUCCACUUUCAGGCGAUCUUGGCGGUGGCUCUGCUUACCAGACUUCUGGUCCCAGUACGCCAACUUUAAGGAAGUCACGUUCUUUGCCAAAUAUCAAAGCUUCUACGCUUUCUUCCGCAAAUAACCAUGCUUUUAAACAUGCAUCUUCAAUUUCAAGAUCUUCUGAUGAUCUCUGUGCUUUAGGCUUAAGGAAGAAAGAGGUGUUCAUCAAUGUGUCUUAUGAUCAAAUAGGGGAAACUCAAGAAAGAGAAAGUGGCAUGGAAAAAACUGAAGAUAAUCAUAUGGACAGAUACUUUGAUGGUUUUGAUUCUCAUCUACUUUCCGGCUUACAAAAGGACUGGACAAUGCCAAUUACAGAUGAUAUAAGUGAUGCCGAACCCCUUCAAGGAGAUUCCUCGAGUGAAUUUCCUAACAAGGAUUUUAAUGUUAAGCGGAUUGAGGAUUGGGUGAUCGGUCUGCAGCAUUGUGGACCUCCUCUCGAGGAUAUAACUGAAUUGCCUGAAUCUGUUGAUCCUAAAGUUGAUAUUAACACCGCAAAUGCUGCCGUGGCUGCCUCAGUUGUGGAUCAUAAGAUCACUCCAGGAAUGGAAACAGCUAAAAGAUAUAUAUCUUCUUUAACUGCGAAUGCCACUGCAGCUCAGCUGGCAAAUCAUGGGUUGUCUGUGAUCCCCUUUUUGAGUGCAUUUGUGAGUUUGAAGGUGCUCAAUUUGUCUGGAAACGCAAUCGUAAGGAUAACUGCUGGCACUCUUCCUCGAGGACUUCACACAUUAAAUUUGUCAAAAAACAAUAUCUCCACUAUAGAGGGAUUACGUGAACUUACUCGGCUUCGUGUCCUAGACCUCAGCUACAACCGUAUACUAAGAAUUGGACACGGUCUGGCGUCCUGUUCUUCUCUAAAGGAGCUGUACCUGGCUGGAAACAAGAUUGGUGAAGUCGAGGGUCUGCACCGCCUGUUGAAACUAAGUAUCCUGGAUAUCCGUUUUAACAAGAUUUCAACUGCAAAAUGUCUUGGACAACUUGCAGCCAACUAUAAUUCUUUGCUAGCCAUCAACUUGGAAGGGAACCCUUGCCAGAAAAAUGUUGGUGAUGAACAAAUUAAGAAAUAUCUGCAAAGCCUUCUUCCUCAUCUUGUCUACUACAAUCGGCAGCCAUUCAAAGCAAAUGGUUUGAAGGACGGUGGGGAUCGUGCAGUUCGAUUAGGAAUGAAUUCACAACAGUUUGAUCGCAAUCUUAGAGUCGAUCGCAAGUCUACAAGGAAGGGGCCAUCAUCUACUCGAAGGUCAUCUGCUGUGUCCUCACCAAAACUGUCCAAAGGAAAGCAAGCCCAGCUCCCACCAAUCAGAACCAAAACAUCAACCCAAAGUCGCCAUCAUUUUGAUUCUCCCAGCAAACCAUUGAACUUGAAUUCAGGACACUUCAUGCGCAAGAGUCGCAGCGAGAGUACUCUUCUUGGAGCUUUGUAAGAGGUUAUUGCAUUGCAAAUUGAUUCGUUUGGUGGCCAUGCGUCUAUUUACAUUGGUUAUUCGUAUUCAUCUCAUGUUUUGUUCUUAAUUUUACUGCACUGGAACUUUAAAACAUUUGAUUCUGAGUUGUAGUUUGUUGCCCAAUAAGUUGGCUUUAUGCUUCUGUAUUUUCUAUUUCAUUAUUGUCUGUGUGAAUCAAAUUGUUCUAAACAUCAUUGUCAAUUUGUUUACAAAGUUUUGUUCAAUGCAA